GCCGGUCCCGCUCCGCUCCCAUCCCUUCCCGCACAACUUGGGCUCGCCGGCAGCCUGGCACUGCCACCGCGCGCUCCUCCUGCCCUCUGCCCGCGUGUAGCGCUGCUAGGCGGUUCCUGAUCGGCAAAGCUGGGAAGAAAGCAAGCUGGCAGGAAUGAUGGGGGUGUAUUUAACGAUUCAAGUACUGGAUCAAACUUAAACUCAGUUUCUUACUCGGUGCGCUGGAAAGGUCACCUUGUCUUGCUGGAGAAGGAGCAAACUCUCAGCUCUGCUGCUUUCGGUGUAACAGCUUCCACGUACAUUCCUAAAUGUUCCUAGCUAGUUAGGCUGCCGGGCUUUACACACGGGCAUACUCAUGGUAGAUGAGAAAGGAAAGAACAUGAAAUGUCUCACCUUCUUCUUGAUGCUUCCAGAGACGGUCAAGAACAGGUCUAAGAAGAGCUCCAAGAAAGGAAAUAGCAGCAGCAGUAGCAACAGCAAAUUGCCUCCAGUUUGCUAUGAAAUCAUUACCUUGAAGACCAAAAAGAAGAAGAAGAUGGCUGCUGAUAUUUUUCCCCGAAAGAAACCAGCUAACACUAAUACGACUGCUGUCCAGCAGUACCAUCAGCAAAAUCUCAAUAACAACAACACUAUUCCUGCACCUAAUUGGCAAGGACUUUAUCCAACCAUCAGAGAGAGAAAUGCAGUGAUGUUCAACAAUGACUUGAUGGCAGAUGUUCAUUUUGUGGUCGGGCCACCAGGUGGGACCCAGCGGCUGCCAGGACACAAAUAUGUCCUGGCUGUUGGGAGCUCUGUAUUCCAUGCGAUGUUUUACGGAGAGCUGGCUGAGGACAAAGAUGAAAUCCGUAUACCAGAUGUUGAGCCUGCUGCUUUUCUUGCAAUGCUGAAGUACAUCUAUUGUGAUGAGAUCGAUCUGGCCGCAGACACCGUCCUGGCCACUCUUUACGCUGCCAAGAAGUACAUUGUCCCUCACCUGGCCCGCGCCUGCGUCAACUUCCUCGAGACGAGCCUGAGUGCAAAGAAUGCCUGCGUGCUGCUCUCCCAGAGCUGCUUGUUCGAGGAGCCUGACCUGACCCAGCGCUGCUGGGAAGUGAUUGAUGCCCAGGCUGAGCUCGCUUUGAAGUCUGAGGGCUUCUGCGACAUUGAUUUUCAGACACUUGAAAGCAUUCUCCGGAGGGAGACUCUGAAUGCCAAAGAAAUUGUUGUUUUCGAGGCGGCUCUGAACUGGGCUGAGGUGGAGUGCCAGCGACAGGAGCUGACGGCCACCAUCGAGAACAAGCGCAAGGUGCUGGGCAAGGCUCUCUACCUGAUCCGCAUCCCCACCAUGGCCCUGGACGACUUCGCCAACGGCGCCGCGCAGUCGGGGAUCCUGACCCUCAACGAGACCAACGACAUCUUCCUGUGGUACACGGCCGCCAAGAAGCCCGAGCUGCAGUUCGUCAGCAAGCCCCGCAAGGGCCUGGUCCCUCAGCGCUGCCACCGCUUCCAGUCGUGCGCCUACCGCAGCAACCAGUGGCGCUACCGCGGCCGCUGCGACAGCAUCCAGUUUGCCGUCGACAAGAGAGUGUUCAUCGCCGGCUUCGGGCUCUACGGCUCCAGCUGCGGCUCGGCCGAGUACAGUGCCAAGAUUGAACUGAAGAGACAAGGAGUUAUCCUGGGCCAGAACUUGAGUAAAUACUUCUCGGACGGUUCUAGUAACACUUUCCCCGUGUGGUUUGAGUAUCCCGUGCAGAUCGAGCCCGACACCUUUUACACAGCCAGCGUGAUUCUGGAUGGGAACGAACUCAGCUAUUUUGGACAAGAAGGAAUGACAGAAGUUCAGUGUGGGAAGGUGACUGUUCAGUUUCAGUGCUCCUCGGACAGUACAAAUGGCACAGGGGUACAGGGAGGACAAAUUCCUGAACUCAUAUUUUACGCUUGAAUGGGAGCGUGUGGAUACAAAGCGUUUUGCUAUGAAGAACCUGUCUGGUUCAGGCCUACUGACACUUAGCUUUUUAUCUGCAGAUAUGUGAUCAGUACAGGGAAUAUGUAACUGAAUGCUGUGGGCGAGUUCCUCGCUUGCUGUACUUGUAGCAUCGUUGGUGAUUAAGUGUAAUAUUUAAACUGGAAGCUCUUAGAAACAAGUGAGUUUUAAAGAGGGGUGCCUGUUUGCUGGUGAUGCUGACCCUUUCUUUGAUGCACUUGUGAAUCACCGGGGACAUCCCCCUCUUGUGUCUCACUAAACACUGUCUUCAUUGAUCCAUUUUCUCUUUCUCCAUUUUCUGCUUUCUGCUCGUAUUGGGGAGGUAGGGAUAGAAAAUGAAGAGCCUUGUUUUAUAGCUCUCUCUGCUGUCUGCUCUGCAAACUUUAGAAAUUCCAGUAAACCAAGCUGCUUUAGACCAUGGGGGCUGAAAGAAAUCCUUCAGUUAUAAGCAGAAAAAGCUCAAAUUUAAAGCUUCAUCCUGUGAGAUUCUCCUGCAGCCAACUGUUUGGGAUGGCUCCAGGGGAAGAUGAGGAGAAGGAAGCAUCUUUCAGGAAGCUCCAUGGCAUAUGGACCAUGUCCCCAGUGCAUGGAUGUGUUCACAGUGAGGAAGGGAUGUGGGCUCCGCAAGAUACCCUUGGAGUUCACUUUCUAGGAAUCCCACCUUGAGGGCAAGAAAGUACUUGCACAUGUUCAGAUUGUUUAUGCAGCUCUUGAAACUCUACUCCCAUGGCCCAGGUUUUGCUCCAUUGGAGUUGAUCUGCUCUUUAAAUGCUAUUUCUUUGAACCCUUGCUAAAUAAAUGGGAAUUUAUGCCUAUCAUAUGAUGCAGGAUAAUUUUUUGUUUGUUUUGUGUGGGUUUUUUUCUUCUUCCUAAACAUGGUAGAGGCAGAUUUUAAAGGAACAACAGAGUGUAUCAAUCUUGACUCAGAUUUUUUUCUCUAAUACGAGAUUUUUUUUAUUUUUAUUAGCAGUUGAAAUUUAGACAAAGACAGAAGAUUCCCAACUGGGGUCAUAUUACACUUAGUGUAUACCAUCAGAUAGCAGUGAGGGGGAGGAAGUCUCCUCUAAUGGGUUAUUGUUGGAGCUCUUGCAAACUGCUUAUGGCUGCACAUCAAUCAGAGGAUGAUGUGGUACAGAACCCUUUCCUUGCCUGAGUUUAUUCCCCCAAACUUCUGACUGCAUGUCUCUAUCACUUUUGCAAAAGUAUGAGGGAUACUCCUUGUAUCAGGGAAGGAAACCAGUAUAAGUAAGAACUACAGGUACUACUGAAAUGUGAGAAAAUCCUUCACCACUGCACUGGGACAAUUGUUCUUCAAAGGCUGCAUCUCAUUCUUGCUUCUCCUCCGAAGUGGGUUCUGUUUGUUGCGUACGUUUUAACAAAAUGAGAGGACCAAAUGAUUCUUUAGACUGGCUGAAAAUUAAAGUUAUGGUAUAUCAACACAUUAUUGUAGCAUAACCCUAAAUUCACUUGUCAGUUCUGUAACAAAAAUGUUUUUUCUCAUAUGAUUUCUUACCAGUUUAAUACUGUUCCUCCAAGUGUUGCUUGCCGGUUGGAAUCCUGGCCCCCAGCCAUCAGAAAUUGCCAAAAUACAUCUUUGCAGAGGCCAAAAUACCAUCUGAAGUAAGGAAAACUGGAGUGUAGUCAUCAAAUGCUUUAUGGCCAAAGCCCAGAUCUUCUCUCUAGGUAAAAAAAGGAGAGCCAGGUAAAAAAGCACCCCACAGGAUUUAUGCCUUUCAUCCCUCUUAGCAUUUUAUGUUUUGUAUACAUACAUACAUGUGUGUGUAAGCAGCACUCUUUCUGAAAUGUAAAUACCCUCAAAAUACAUGGAAAAAUGUUUUGUUUUUUGUAACAGAUGUACAUAAUCCAGACUGUUCGUGAAAUCUAAACAGAAUGCUCCAUGGAAAACUCCCAGGGAGAGAUUUAAAAAAACCUGCAGUUAUUUAUAUUUGGAUCUGCAGCUGAAAAUAGACAAGAGUAGAAAUGGAGUGGAGAAAGAGUUGCUGAAGAGAUUGUCAAAAGGAAUCUGAGAUUGUGAUGAGGUAAUGGUCACUUACUUUUAGACAACAUCUGGGCAGCAGUUCCAUUUAUUUAGAUACAUUUCAAAGCAGAGAAAGAUGCUAAUCAGCUGAUUGAGUUUUCGUACAGCAAGGGGCUGAUGCAGAUGUAAUUACCCCAGGUGAUGAGCAGAUUGACAGGUUGUGGUAGUGAGCUGCAUUCCAAUUUGUUUGGUAAAAAAAAAGGUGUCACAGCUGGUGGGACAAGUCAGAGAGUACUGCAUUGGUUUAACUAGUCUGGGGUUCUCACUUUUAAUUUAUUAUUUGUUUUGACUUAACCUGCAAAUAAAGGUGAGGUAUCUGCUACAUUCACUGACUGGAAGAGAAGUUCAGAGAUCAGAACACUCUGUAGCUGUAUUAGGUAGAAAAUGAGCUGUUAUUUACUUAUUGUUCUUAUUUGAUUCUUUUAUGAAGUAUUUUUUGACGAAGUAGGAUGAAAGCAACCUCUAGCUUAAUUCCUCUGAGUCCAUUCCAGGUUUUAGGAGCUGGUGCAGGGAAAGGUUUCCAGUGUGGGUGAUCAAACAAAGGCACCCAAAACACCUUUUGAUGCUCACAGCACAACUUGCUUCUGAGCACUUUGUGAUGCUAACAAGUAUUGGGAUGUAAGAAGCUGACCAGUGCCACUCACCUUGGGACCUCAGGGCACUUCAGUAGGUGUCAGAAUGUGGAUUUGGUUGGUUUAGCAGAAGCACCCAAGCUUGAAUACCUUGAUUGACAUUUUGCAAGCAUCAGCCAUAUCAGCCUGGAAUGUAAACAUAAUGUCGAUAGAGAUCACCUCGCAGAUUCUGUCUAAACUGUUCCUGGCUGUCUUUGCUACUUGUAUCUUUGAUUUGCUCAUGAGAGGAAUCUGUGAUAAGAGAGUAUAAUGUAAUAUACUUUCUGCAUAUCUAAAAUAGUAUUUAAGUAAACAUUUUAAUUUCCACACACUUAUUGCACUGAACUGUUUUGGGUUUUGUUUUUUUUUUUGUUGUUGUGAUAAACUUGGCCCACUUCAGGUCCCAGCACCCAUUUGUGCUGAAGCAGUGUUUGACCUUAGCAGGC
Messenger RNA from Ficedula albicollis (Collared flycatcher), 5058 nucleotides. It is a transcript of the gene BTBD3, whose product is annotated as BTB domain containing 3. The transcript has 4 exons. Gene Ontology annotation, molecular function: protein binding. Gene Ontology annotation, biological process: dendrite morphogenesis; neurogenesis; cerebral cortex development. The record is from RefSeq and is a predicted model, not a curated record. Lineage: Eukaryota; Metazoa; Chordata; Aves; Passeriformes; Muscicapidae. Bases 356 to 1921 code for a protein of 521 amino acids. Gene Ontology annotation, cellular component: cytosol.